AUGAGUCGUAGCGUAGACACAAGUGCCCUACGCGACGUGACAUCAUGGCGUGACCCCAACCGUAGUUUGAAUCCAGAAUUUUCUGCCCUUAAUGAACCGACUCAUACGUUGACGGGUUGCAGCUCCGACAAAACUGCUCUACUGGAGGUUCUGCUUCCGGUACAUGCUAAAUUGGAGGAUCGUGAGGAAGUUUGCCGCGAUUUGGGAGUUUCCAUUCAAACUGGGAAAGGUGGCAGUAAUGGACUGUCACGGCGUGUGUGCAUGCGACUAACGGAUCCUGGCGACCCAUUUUUCCUUUUUGAACUGGACCUACUCGAGGAUGAUUAUGGAGUCUUUAAACAAAAGUUGGAACUACUCGUCGACUUCAGUGGUUUCCCAAAAUAUCUCGUAACCAUGUUGGAUAAUGUUUGCAGUGGAAUUGUACCGUACGUUGUGUCGUUUGUUGUGGACAACAGGGAUACGACGCGUGGAACACUUCGCGUAUUGGAGCGCACGGAGUUUCGGACGGUGGAGCAUAUUUCGCUGAUACUUCUGCGCCAGGGUGAUAGUGGUCAGAAACGGUACCUUGCGGAACGAUUCCGCCACUUUGAGCGCGCUUACACCACAGCAAUUGAGGAACAUCGUAAAGAAGCUACAGAAGCUGCAGCAAACAUAGAAGCGUUAAAAAGGGAAGUGGCCACCUUGGAGGAAACCUCCACUGCCUUACGUGAUAGAUUGGAUUCGACCACGAGUGAAUGCAAAAGAAAUCAACUAACAAGUAUUGGUCAGCUACGGGAAGAACAUGCCAGUCAACUGUCUCAGUUGCGCGCCACACUGGAAGCCGAUCUACGGCACACAGCACAACGCGCGGAAGAGACGCAAAAGCGGCUGCGGGAGGAAUUGCAAGUGAAGGAGAUGGAGCUUAACGAGGCACGAAAACGCAUAGCAUCGUUGGAUUCGGAAGUCAUCAAAAUGCGGUCAGAGUUGCGCGUUAGCGAAGAUACACGUAAGGUCCAGGCGAAGGAUCUGGAGGAACUGCGAUCCGCAAACGGUGAACUUCAAGCUUUCCGCUCGCAAGCAACCAGUUCACUCUCCGAGAAUGAAUUGAAUUGCGUCAAGCUGCAGGAGCGGUUACGGGGUCUGGAGCACGUACUUGAAUCAAGAGAAAAGGAACAUAAGAUGCUCCGUGAUCAAUAUAAAAAGCAGGACAAUUACGUCCGUAUCUUGGCGUCACAAAAUGAGCAGUUGACGGAGCAGAAAGCAAAGGAGGAGGCUUCAUUAUCGAAGGCGCAUCAUAUCAUCUCCACACAACUAAAAAACAUUAAAUCGUUAAAGACCAGGAGUCGUAUGAUGCGAAGCCAGAUUCAUAGCCAGGAUGGUCUGAUUCAAGAGAAGGAAAACACUAUUAUGCAACUGAGGGGUGAGUUAUCAUCUUCCACUGAAAAACUCCAGGCGCUUCAAAGCAAGGUUACCGAACUGCGAGAUCAGUUGGAGAAAACAGACGACGCUCGCAGUAAGCUAGCAAAUGAGCUGAGGUGCGCAAACGAUGCCCUCAUUUCUCUCCAGCGCGGCACGAGUAUUAGUGGAAGGCGUUGGAACUCUGGUUUAAUUCCUUCCCUUAGUAACGGUAGUAAUGAUGUCCGUACGGGUGACCCCAUGGCGGCAGGGUUUAAUGGUAAUUAUGCACCUCCCUCCUUUGGUGUGUAUAAGGAGCUGAACAAGAAUGCGAGCACAACAUAUCGGCAAUUUAAUGCCCACGCAUCACGCGGUAUUGUUGAAAACAACGACGGAGUUUUGUCAAUGAAUGCCACCAAGGGCCCUAGCGGCUAUGGAGAGGAACGCAAACCUGACGGCAGGUUAGGCGAGGUAGAAAAACAGUUCGAAGCACAGCAAUCAGUGAAGUCAUUUGGUAAUGGUACGGCCAACGGCACCUCGUCAAACUCAACAUUGUUGGCAGGAAGUUCAGUUAGUGCAGUGCUGUCGGAGCAAAACAAAGCGGAACAUAAACGGUCAAAUGGGCAACUGGCUCGGGCUCCUUUGGACUCCAAGGUGGCUAAUGGGAUGUCGAGCAGCACCAUGCAACCGUUUGCCACCAAAAGUUUCUUCAGCGACGAUACACACAAAACUGGUGUAAACGACGCUCCCACUGUUAGAAAUGAAUAUAAUGUUCCGAUUGACAAUGUGAGGAGCUCAUACUUCUAA
Molecule: messenger RNA, 2181 nt
Organism: Trypanosoma brucei brucei TREU927
Lineage: Eukaryota; Euglenozoa; Kinetoplastea; Trypanosomatida; Trypanosomatidae
Exons: 1
Coding region: 1-2181 (726 amino acids)
Biological process (GO): centriole replication
Cellular component (GO): centriole
Source: RefSeq, a predicted model, not a curated record